Panicum hallii is the source of this 636-nucleotide messenger RNA. RefSeq names its product probable E3 ubiquitin-protein ligase ATL45. Bases 1 to 636 code for a protein of 211 amino acids. The record is from RefSeq and is a predicted model, not a curated record. The transcript has a single exon. NCBI's taxonomy places the organism in Eukaryota, Viridiplantae, Streptophyta, Magnoliopsida, Poales, Poaceae.
AUGCUCAACAUGUACCCGAGGCACCAGCUCCAGCUCCAUGCGAGCUCCGCCGCCGACGGCGACGAGAACGUCGACGACGGAGUCUACUAUAACCCCUUCUACGCCAUCGCCGUCGUCUGCGUUUCCAUCUUCCUCUUCUGCGUGCUCGCCGCCUACGUCAGCGUCUGGAAGGCGCUCGCCUCCGCGGCGCUGGCCGCGCUGCUGCUCGGCGCCGCCGGCUGCUUCGCGCCCAAGGGGUGGUUCCGUCCGAGCGGGCGGGGCGCGAGCGCGGAGGUGGUCGUCGUCACGGUAACGUCGGCGGCCGCGCGGCCGGGCUACCCGUGCGCUCAGGUGGACGCGCCGCCGGCGUUCGCGUUCCGGUGCCCGCUCGAGGCGGGCGGCGGCGCGGGUGAGGCGGCGAGCUCCGUGGUGUGCUCGGUGUGCCUGGAGGACGUGCGCGGCGGCGAGAUGGUGCGGCAGGUGCCGGCGUGCAGGCACGUCUUCCACGUGGGGUGCAUCGACAUGUGGCUGCACUCGCACCGGACGUGCCCGAUGUGCCGCUGCGUGGUCUCGCCGCCUUCCCAAGCAGCAACGCCGAAGGCUGCGGCGGAGGAGCCACCGGAGUCGUCAGCUGAAGAUGAGUUGCCGCCGGUGUAA